This is a messenger RNA of Chlamydomonas reinhardtii, 10627 nucleotides long. RefSeq lists its product as uncharacterized. Bases 325 to 10116 code for a protein of 3263 amino acids. Lineage: Eukaryota; Viridiplantae; Chlorophyta; Chlorophyceae; Chlamydomonadales; Chlamydomonadaceae. The transcript is spliced from 16 exons. The record is from RefSeq and is a predicted model, not a curated record.
AUAACGCUUGAAUAGCUUCGGGUAGAUCCUAGGUCAAGCUGUCCCAAAUUCAAACUUGACUUCAGCUGGUCACACGUCCGCACUUACUACAGUAAUACUUAACAGUUUUAGUUGGCAACUGGUUCGAUUGGACUCUCUGGGCGGCCUGGGCGCAGCAAUGUCAAGAAUGGACAAGCGAAAGACAUGCCGAAAGACACGCGAGCGACUCCACGACGUCCUUCCAUGCACACACGCAGCAUCAACGCACGCCUGCGCGGGGCGUCUUGCAGCACGUCCGCGUGGCCACUCCAACCGUCUAGUUUGUAGGAGACUGCACCGUCGGACAUGGCGCCAUCGGCCGUGUUCUGCGAGAGCGAGGAGCUCCUCCAUGCGCUCUACUGUUUCCCGCAUCGCGAGGCUGCGCGGCCUCAGACUGCCGCAGAUGCAGCAUCUCUGUCCGGCCUCUUCUUCAAGUUUGUACAGCAGAUGCUGCCAUCUGGGUCUGGGGCGGCUGGUGGCUGGGCGGAUCAGGAAGACGCGGCAUCUCUAGCGGCAACAGCCUGGUACCUGGAGUCGGGCCUGGUGACCUGGUUUCCAGAGUUCGGCUGCGCGGUCCUUGCCCGGGGGGCGCUGGCACUUGCAGAUGGGGACGACGGCGCUGGCGACCUGCGCGCACAGCCCGGCCAACUGUCUCUCCACGUGUUAGCGCUGGACGAGUGGCGGUUCACGCUCCACAGCUCCCCAAGCGGCGCAUUUCAGCACACAGCCAUGAGCACUGCCCGGCUCGGUGGAGUGCUGUUCAUGCCAUGUGGAGGCACCUGCCCACCGUCGGCCCUCACCCGCGUCAUUGGGAACGUGCGCGACAUCAUUCACCGGAGCCAGGACGCCAAGAUCAGGAGCAACGAGAAGGGCUUUCAGCGCACCCCCGCCUUCAUCCACGCCGCCGUCCUGGAUGCCUUAGCGCUGGAGGUGGCUGGCGGCGGUGGCACCACCGGCACUGGCAGUUGGAAGAAGACAGUCGCUCGGGGCGGCACCACGGAUGUGGGUCAGCACACCGGCGGCGACACGGUGCGGAACACGUGUUGGCCGCUGGUGCAAGCGACCAUCCAGGUCUCCUUGCUGCGCAUGGGCGUGUGCGGCCCCCACCAGCAGCCCAACCUGUUGUUCCGCCGCGCCAUGGCCCACAUGGACCUGUGGCUGCUGCGCCGCCAGGUGCAGUGCAUGGACAGCCCCAGCGCCGCCACGCCGGUCGCGCUCACGGCGACCAUGCACAUGCUGCAGGCCACUGCCGCCAAGGCCGCGAACCUGGCGGCGGAGGGCGAGGACGUGUCGACCUUUGAGAAGGCGUGCCAGUCAGUGCGGCAGUCGCUGGAGGCAGUCGCGUCGGAACGGGCUUGGAAGGCAGCGGAGCAGCACUGCGUACCGCCCGCAGGCUCGGAAGCUGCGCUCGGCGAGUUGCUGUGGCCUAGAGGUACGCUGCCAGGGCUACCGCCAGCUCAGCUGGCAGCUGGUGGGCUGGAGGCUGCUAAGCAGCGGGAGAGUGCCAACCUGGGCACAGUGCCGCUGCUGGAGCCCGGCGCGUCCUUCCAGAAGGUACUGGGGAUGCUGCAGGAGCCGCUGUGGGUGCAGCCCUCGGGCGACGCGGCGGCUCAGCUCGUGUUGCGAUCGGUUGAGCAUGACUUGUUUGCGCGCGUGACCCAGCUGGCGACGGGACGCAAUGGAGGCAGCAGCAGCCACACUGCGCAGAUGUCCGAUGCCGACCUGUCUGCGCUGACGGCGGUGGUGGACAGCUACCGCGACGCGCUGCACAGCUUCCUGCGGACGGCGGCGGCGCAGUCGGUGAUGCAGUGCGAGCUGCGCAGCCGCGAGGUGCUGGUGGUAUGGUGCGCCUACUGUCUGGCGCACAAUGCUGAAGCGCGGCGGCAUGGACUGGUGCGGGAGUACCAGCCUGCGCUGCAGUUUGCCGACCUGCGGCACUUGGUGCUGUCGGACAGGCGGGCGGUGGACGCGCUGCUGGCGGUGGCGGCCUACCUGCACAAGCAGCAGCAGUGCGGUGGGCCGCUGCUGUUCUCGCUGCGGGAUGGCGGCAGCGGCACAUUUCGCUUCGCAGAGCGCUUUGCCGCCGCAGAUGGCCACCUUCAACAGAUCCUUGUGAGCGAGAGGCAGGAUGCGGACCGGCGACAGAGCGCCCACUGGGACAAGGUGCAGCAGCAGAAACGUGAUCUGCAGCAGGCUCGGCAGCAGCUGGCGGCCCUGAAAGCGGCGGAAACAUGCUUGCAUGAGCACUUGGUGAAGCACGAUCAGGAAACGACCUAUCUGCAGCAAGUACAACAACAGCUGGCGGCCCUGGAGAUGACGCAGGGGAGAUUGUGUUGGCAGCUUGCACAGCACGAUCGGGACAAAACAUAUCUGCAGCAAGCUCAGCAGGAGCUGGCGGCCGUGAGAAAGACGGAGCAGAGCUUGCGUGAGCAGCUUUCAGGAGCUGUUGAAACCACCUGUGUGUGGCAGCGUCAAAACCAGCGCGCCACGAUUGCCCGCAACAUCAGCACCAACGCCUCCCAGCAGAACCAGUGCAACUAUGAGAUCGCCAGGCUGGAGAAGCCGCCUGAGGCCGUGCUGCAGCCGCUGCCUGCAGCCGACGGCCUGGCGCGGCAGUGGCUGUUCUUCCUGCACAUGCCGCCUGCCUUCCGGCGCCUCGCACGCCUCAGCUUCCUGGCGCAGCAGGUGCUGCUGCCGCGGCCCCUUGGCGCCUGGAGCCCAGAGCUGGCAGCUGUGCAGAAAGCUGUGACGGUGCAGCAGCCACACACAUCCGCAGUCCAGUACUACAACCAGCGCCGCAGCUGCCGCACAUACUUAUCCUCUGCCGGUCAUCAGCUGGCAGACGGACAAGACGGCUGCGUCAAGUUGUAUGCGGACGGCCAGCUUCCCAGCCACGUUGGCCCCGCAAGCAUCGAGCUGUACACCUCUCCGGCCGACGGCGUGUGGCAUCCGGACUCCCUGCGGCCCAGCAUGCUGUGGGGCGGCAGCGGCAGCACCGCCGACAGCGGCAGCGGCCUCCCGUCGUACUUCAACCCGUUCGCGGCCGUGAACGAGAACACCAUUGAGGAAUUCUUCACGGAGCGGCUGCCGGACAGCGCGGCGGCGCUGCAGUGGGCGGCGCACCAGCGCAUCUCGGCGCAGGCCACACCGCCCGAGCGCAGCAACUGGGCACUGGCGGGCCAAGACGCCUGCCCGGCGGAGCUGCUGUCCAAGGCCGCCUUCCUGCAGUUCGGCCGCAUGCGCGCCUACCCGCUGCAGCAGCUGCGAAACCUGUGCGAGGUGCUGCGGCGGCAGGACCAGGCGCUGCCGCUUACCGAGCCGGCGGUGCAGGUCCUGCUGCGUCAGCUGCUGUUUCAUGUCGGCGCCUUGACCAUCGACAGCAACAUCAGCACUGAUGGCGCCCGGCCACAGCUGAUUUGGCGCACGGGCUGGGAGCAGCCCGGGGACGUGCUUGACACGCUGUGCUCGGAGCUGGGGGCCCUCGCCGACACCCUGGACGGCAAGGUGCGCGACCACGACGCCAUCCUGCUGUUGGGCGAGAUGGCGGCGUACCUGGCGGACUGGCACUCGCCAUGCAGCGCCGUGGCGCGCCGCUUUGCCGCGAUCGCCAUGCUUGAGGCGGACCGGAUGCAGGUGGAGCUGGAUGCAGCUGCGGGGCUGGCGGCAGACGAUCGGCGCGUGUCAGAGCUGCUGGCGCGGCUGGUGCGCUGGCGGGUGAUGGCACUGUUAUGCUACGGCGCCGGACCGCUGUCGCCCGCUGCUGCCGGCCGCGGCGCACGGCAGCAGCAGAGCAAGGACGCAGCCACAAUGGUGCGCCUGAUGGUGCAGGUCUGCCACGGCCUGACGUUUCAGACGGACAGGGCCAUGCAGCAGGAGCUAGAGCUUCUGCGCACUCGUGCGCACAACGUCAUGGCGUCCCGCGUGCAGCGCCUUGGGGAGCUGCUCACAUCUGAGGAUCUCACGGCGGCAGUGGCGAGCGUAUUGGAGCGCACGCCUGACUCGCUGCUCUGGCAGCGCCUCAGUCAAGCGCAGCAGCUCACAGCCUGCUACCGGGCUGAGGGCGCGGACGGGCGGCUCUACUCCAUCAACAUCCUGGACGGGACUGUGCUCUUCGACGGGUGGCCGCCCAGCCGGCUGCCCAAGGACAUUACUCAGCAUCCGCUGUACAAACGCACCUUCGGCAACUUCAACUUCGAGGUCGCAUUCACCGGCGGGGCAAGCUCGGCAAGUCAGGGCGGCGGUGCGGUGGUGCUACAGACGCUGCGCAAGGUGCGGGGCCGGCGCUACGACUUCCGCCUUUGCGCCGCAGCAGGUGGCAAGCAGCAGCAACUCGUGAUCACGGAGAUGGACGUGGAACACGGGGACGAGCGGCUCGAGCUGCUGGACGCGGGGCCGGACAGCAGCUGCGAGGGGUGGGGCGAGCAGCUGCCGGUGAGGCUGCGGGAGCUGCACAGCCACUGGCUGAGCCGGCAGCGCGGCGUGCUGGUGUUGCGGCCUCGCAGUUUCCAAGAGCAUGACUGCAUGUACGUCAUCACGUGCAUGUCAAUUAAAAGCAGUGGCAGCGUAGGAGGAAGCCUCCCAGUGCCCGUUAACACGGCCACACAGUGUGCGUACAGUUGCUGGCGUGUGCCGCGGCACUCGCAGUCGUGGCUCUGGCGGCAGCUGCUUCUUGCGGCGCCACCACUGCUGGUGGACCGCCUAGUGCUGCCGCAGGGCUCUAAGCUAGUGGACAACAUCCUGGCCAAAUUUGAGGAGCCGCGCUUCAUCCAUACCUUCCUCAGCGUCUCCAGCGAGGUUUCAUUCGAGCUGCCGCGCUGCGGCCUGGAAUUCAGCAUGCAGAGGAAGCGGCCGGGAUCUUUUUUUUGGGGUGGCGGCGAUGCCUGCUGCCAGCUCAUCUCACGCAACUACACUGGCUAUCGCUUGCGGCGGUUACAGCUGCUUGCGGAGUGCUGCGGCGUGAGUGGCUCCGCGGCAGGGGCGUGUGGCGACAACGGCAGCAACAGUAGCAGCAAUGCUGCAGCUGCAGCCGCGCGAGGCAUCUACACGCUGCCUGAGUUCCGACAGUACCUGGUCCUGGAGCGUAUCCCGCAGCCUGCGGUGGCGUCCAUGGGAGGUCAGCGCGCAGACGUGCUGGUGCUCGUGCCGGCGGGCGCAGUGCAAAGCAGCCUGUGGGAGGAAGGCAGCGGUGGAAAGGUAGCAGUCAGCGUCACCCUCCCCUCUGGCAGCCAGGCAAGCGUCAACUUCCACUGCUACGAAGUUCACGGGCGUUUCGGCCACCUGCGUGCGCCCAACCGCCUGGCGCGGCUGCAGCUGGCGGCGUUGUACGCCGCCACCUCCACGCUGCUGCCGGAGCCGGGCAGUCGCUGCACCGGGGCCCAGAUGGCCAUGGAGCUGCUGCGGCAGUGCUGGAGCACCCGGCCGCUUGAGGCGGCUGAGGCGGAACAGCUGGCGGCGGUGGGGCGCUUAGGCGGGCACCUGGCGCCUGGGUUGCAUUUGCUGGCACAUGACCUCGCGGCCAGUGCCGUGCAGCUCGCGCACCUGCAUGCGGUGCCGGCGGACAAACCUGCGGCGGCUGCAGCCGACGGCCCAGGCGCUGCCGGCGGUGGGGACAUUGCUGCCCGCUUUGAUGCGCAAGACACCGCCAUCAUGCCCCGGCUGUGUGCCGACCAUGCUCAAGCCUACGAGGAGCUGCAGAGGUCCGCACACGCCGCCCUACCGCCUGGCUGGGGCGCACACCCGCGGCUGCUGCUGACGCCCGUGGAGGAGGAGCGGACUGUGGGUGUGCACGUGCCUCGUGAACCCCUGCCCGCGUGGCAUCGGUUGCGCCAGUUCGAGGCCAUUGCUGCGCUUGGCGAGGCCCUGCCGCUGGCAGUUAGCUAUGUGGAGGAUACGGAGGCAGAGCUGCAGGACUUGCUACUGCCGCCGGCACCCGCAGUGGAUGGCGCCAGCAGCCAGGCGAUGCCGCCCUACCCGCUUUCAGCGGCGGCUCGUGUGCGUCAACGGCGGCACCUUGAGGCGGAGAUGCACGCUGAGCUGGAGGACAGCUGGAACGCCCACCAUUUGCAGCGGGACCUUGCGACGUACAGCGUCAAGCCCGGGUGCCUGGACCGCGUGCGGGCAAUGCAGGCUACGACAAGCCGCCACCGCCGCAACCUGGAGGCCCACCUGCUGCACCAGCUAAUGCAUGUGCCCGAGUCUGUGGGCUGCCAUGGAGCCAGCAUCCGCUUGCUGCGCGCCGCAGCCACCGCUCCCGCAGCCGGGCCCCUCGACCUGGCCCGUGUGGCGGUGCGCCCAGAGCUCGUCAAUGAGUUCAACCCCUUCCUAUCGCCGGAAGCGGCGCAGGAGCUGCAGCGGCGGGUGCGGUUGUGGCUGAGGCUGUGUGUGCUGGAGGACAGGCUCGGGCGAAUCGUGGCGCUGGCGGCGGCGCGGAGGGCGGAAGGCGACUGCCUGCCACAACUGGUGCAGGAGCUGAGCGUGCACCGCACGUGGGACGCGGCGGCGCACCCCGAGUGGCUGGUGUUCGAGGUGGAGUCGCAGCUGCAGAUCCGGCCGCAGCAGCACACCGUGGCCCGCAUGCUGAUGGAGGGCGGUGACGGGCCCAUCGCGCAGCUCAACAUGGGCGAGGGCAAGACGCGCGUCAUCCUGCCCAUGCUGCUGCUGGCGCUGGCGGACGGAAAGCGGGUGGUGUCGCUGACGUUCCUGUCCACGCUGCUGGAUGAGGCCUACGCCUACCUACACGGGGCGCUGUGUGCGGGCGUGCUGGGCCGCAAGCUGUUCACGAUGCCCUUCCAACGCGACAUCGAGCUGACACCGGCGCGUGCCAUGCGCAUGCGUGCAGCCCUGGCGCACUGCAUGCGAGAGCGCGGUGUGCUGCUGCUUGCACCGGAGCACCGCCUGUCGCUGGAGCUCAAGUGGAAGGAGUACCUGCUGCAGCUGCGGCAGGCAUCGGUGCCAGCAGCUGCAGGCACGGGCAGUAACGGCGGCGACGUGGAGGCGCUGCUAGCCGCUGUGCUCAAGACGCCGGUCCUCAGCAUCCUGGACGAGAGCGACGAGCUGCUGCACCACAGGUUCCAGCUCAUCUAUGCGUGCGGCGGCAGGGUUCCCCUGGUGUCCUUCGAGGCCCGCACCGGCGCCAUGCGGGCCGUGCUGGGUGCUGUGGCCCAGCUCGCCAACAGCGGCCAGCUGCAACUCCCGCACUCCACUCGGGUCCUGGAGCCGCCGCCUGCUGUGGACCCUACCGACGCAGAAUGCUCCGUGGGCUCUGCUGCUGUUCCGGCGGGCGCGUUCUGCGGCCUGCGGCUGCUGCCGGGCCCGGACCUGGAGGCCGCACUGCCCGCCUUCCACCAUCAGCUGGCGCGUCACGUGCUGGACCACCCGCCCUUCGAAUUCCAGAAGCUGACGAAGCUCCUGGACGAGGGUUCAAAGGUGCGGGUCAUGACCUGCAUCACUGACGCGGACACGGAUGCGGAGACUGCGUUGGGCGCGGAGUUGCUUGACAAGCUGGCUGGCGGGGUGCUGCACUCGUUUGUGCUGGCGCUGCGCGGGCUGCUGGGCUGCGGCCUCCUGCGGCACGGGCUGACGCUGCGGCACAACGUCGAGUAUGGCAUAGACAGACGCACGGCCGCUGCUGGUGUCCGCACGCGCAUGGCCGUGCCGUACCGUGCCGCGCACACGCCCUCGGAGCGCUCCGAGUUCGCGCAGCCCGACGUGUCGCUGCUGCUGACGCACCUGGCCUACCGCUAUGAUGGGCUGACCCUGCCCGAGUUCACUGCCGCGGUGGAACGGCUGCUGCACGGGCUGGGCAAGGAGGCGGCUGCCGACCACUACCGGGAGUGGCUGGUGCUGUCGGCUGAGAGCAUCCCGAAGGAGGAGCUGUCUCGCUUCAAGGAUGUGAACCAGCUGGACGCCAGCAGCGGCUCCCAGAUGGCGGCCAUGCACCGCCACCUGCGCCGCAACACCGCUGUGGUGGACUUCUGGCUGCGCUUCUGUGUGCUGCCGGCCGAGACGCGGCAGUACCCGCAGCGGCUUGGCGCGAGUGCCUGGGACCUGGCGGCGGCAGGUGGCCGCGUCAUGGGCUUCAGCGGCACCAACGACAACUACCGGCUGCUGCCGCUGCGUGUGCGCCAGGCGGCGGCGGAGGACCCUGCGCUGAAGGCCACCAACGGCAAGAUGCUGUCCGUCCUCCUGCAGAACACCCACGGCUUCCACACGCUGCCGCCCGCGGAGGACGCUGGCGGCGUGGCGGUAUGGCAGUCCCUCCUGCAGAUGGCCCUGGACAAGUCGGCACACGCGCUGAUCGACUGCGGAGCUCUGCUGGCGGGCACAACCAACAGGCAUGCCGCGGAGUUCCUGCUCGCCGAUCCGCGCCUGCAGCAGCUCGGCUUCCGGGGCGUCACAUUCUACGCCGAGAGGGAGCGCGGCUGGGCGGUGCUGGAGCUCACCGGCCGCUGCCUGCCCCGCUCCAGCUCGCCGCUGCAGGAGCACGAGACGUUUGUUAUCUAUGAUGAGGCGCGCUGCCGCGGCGCGGACCUGAAGCUGAAGCGGAAUGCGGUAGCGUUGCUCACGCUGGGGCCGCGCGUGUGCAAGGACAAGCUCAUGCAGGCGGCGGGGCGGCUGCGGCAGCUUGGCCGAGGCCAGGCACUCCGCUUUGCUGCGACGGCCGACAUUGCUGCCCGCGUGACAUUGCUGCCCGCGUGGCUGAGUGCCCGCGUGACAUUGCUGCCCGCGUGGCUGAGUACCCGCGUGACAUUGCUGCCCCCGUGGCUGAGUACUGCGGCUCCCGCAUCAGCCGGCGGUACAGCCAGCAGUGCUGCUGGCGCGUGCCCUCGCGCAGUCGACGUGCUGGCGUGGGUGAUGGGCAACACCGUGGACGCCAACCUGCACGGCGUGGCGCUGUGGGCAGCGCAGGGGCUGCAGUUUGCGACCGCGCUGGGCGCUCCGCAGCUCUCCCUGCAGGAGGAGGUGCUGGGGCUGGAGGAGCUUUAUGCGGGGAGCAAGGCGCCACGCCCGGUGGUGGCGGUGGUGGCGGCGGCGGCAGCCAAGCAGCUGCGUUGGCGUCAGAAGCAGUGCGGCUCAUCAGCAGGCGGCACGGCAGCCGGAGGACGGCGGAUGUACACAGCGGCAGAGCUGAUGGUUGAGAUCCAGGACCUGGCGGCACGCUACGGCGAGGGCCACACCGUGCGUGCCGGCAGCGGCGCGGACGACACGUGUGAGCGGGAGCUGGAGCUGGAGCAGGAAGAGGAAGAGGAGCAGGAGCAGGAACGGCAGGUUCCCAAGCAGCGGCCCGCGCCGGAGGCAGACUGGUCAUCGUACAGGUGUAUCAACUCCUCAACUAUGGACCAACUCACAUCCGAAACACGCUGUAGGCUGCUGCCACUCCGCGAUGCGGUGACCCGGCUGGACAGCCAGGACCCGGCGCAGCCCAUGGCGGCCCUGCCCUGGUCGGACAAGGUGUACGUCAGCCACAACUACCUGCACGCCAUUGCGGGGCUGCCGCCGGGCCAGCCGCUGAACGAGUACCUGCGGCCGGUGGGCUGGCUGCUGGUGCUCAAGCGCGGCGAGGUGCUGCUGCUGUCGGAGCGCGAGGCAGACCAGCUGCUGGCAGCGACCUGGGCCGAUGCACCGGCCGCGAAGGGCACCACCAGCUUCCGCCACCGCCUGGUGCGCUACCUCGCGGACACCGCCUCGAAGCGGGGCCCACUGCUCGUGAGCCAGGCGUACGCGUGGCAGGCGGCGGCGGUGUCCUCGGCCACGCGGCCGCUGCUCGUCACCGACCUGGGUUUGACGACGGCCGGCAUUGUGCAGGACGCCGCGGACGCGUGGGCUGAGCUACGGCGGCGGCUGGGUGUUCGGGAGCUGGUAAGCGUGCGGGUGUUUGCCGGCGAGACCUCGUACCGGGUCACGCGACUUGCAGGUGCCAACGGCACCGCAGCCAGCAGCGGUUCAGCAGCCACGGCAGCAGUUGAGGCGGAGCUGCAGCGGCUGGUGGCGGGGCGGCGGCCGCAGGUGCAGCAGCUACUGGUGAUGCGCGGCCGUCAGUCGCAGAUGGCGCGCAGUGACCUGGAGAAGGCGGUGGAGGGGCUGCAGCUGCAACUGUAGAGAGGGGUUGCGUAUGCGCACCCCCGACGGCUGGCGCGGAUUGAUGGGGCUUGCGGCGGGGCUGGACGGUUAAGUUGUGGUUUGGUGAACUGACGUGGAGGGCUUGAACCUGAAUGCCAAACAGAUUAAGGGUUAGUGGCACUCCAUUGUGCAUGUUGCGUAUGCAAGUGGUGGAACAAGGGAUGCUCGGUACGCAUUGGAAAGUGGCUGGUGCGGCGAUGCAGGGUUGUUUGCGGGGCUGGACAGCAAGGCUGUUGUGAAGGGCAGCCUGUGAGUGCCAGUUGAGCGCGGUAGGCUUGGCUGCGAAGAGGUAUCGUUGCAGACACGUUGCCUACGUUGCUGAAGCCAACUAUGGAUUAGAGCUGUCGCUCGGCUGAUCGAGAGAAUGGUUGAUUGUUGGAUAAACGUAGUGACUCAAUGCCACAGUGCGGCACUGGAAAGCGAUUGUGCACUUUACAGCACCUGAAAACGUGUCCGGAAUUAGCACCUGCUGGGGUGGCAGCCGAGGACC